AUGGGUCUUGGUAACGAUGAAGAGGACGAUAAUAAUAACAAUACCAAUAGUAAUAAAGUUGUGGAUGACGAAGGAGAUGGUGAUGGAAAGUCUUUCGUCUCAGUUCCUUGUUCUAUUUGUCUUGAACUUGUUGCCGAUAAUGGGGAUAGAUCCUGGGCUAAGCUUCAAUGUGGUCAUCAAUUUCAUCUCGAUUGCAUUGGUUCGGCAUUCAACAUAAAAGGAGCAAUGCAGUGCCCUAAUUGUCGGAAGAUUGAGAAAGGUCAAUGGCUUUAUGCUAAUGGUAGCCGGUCAUAUCCAGAAUUUAGCAUGGAUGAGUGGACACAUGAUGAGGACCUUUAUGAUCUUGGCUACUCUGAGAUGUCUUUUGGAGUUCAUUGGUGCCCUUUUGGCAACCUGACAAGACUUCCAUCAUCUUUCGAGGAAGCAGAGUUUUCAUCAUCUGCAUAUCAUGAUGUAUUGGGACAACAUGCUAUAUUUGCUGAACAUACAGCUGUGUCAUCUGCCAGUCAUCCUUGCCCUUAUAUUGCUUACUUUGGACCAAUACAUCCAUCUUCCUCGAAUUCCGGUGGAACUGUAUCCGAAGCUUCAAACUUCAACCAUUGGAAUGGUUCAUCUGUGCCGAGUGACAUACCAAAUUCAUACUCAUUUCCUGCUGUAGAUCUUCAUUAUCACAGUUGGGAACACCACUCCUCUCCUUUCUCUACAGCAAGUACUCGUCUAGUUGCUUCUGAUCAGCCAUCAGUAUCCCCUGGUAGUCAAAGGCCAGUCAGGGGUGGUUCAGAUAUACCAAGAUCAGGAUCUUUUAUGCAUCCGUUCAUUGUUGGUCACAGUUCUGCUGCCAGAGCGGGGAGCUCAGUUGCUUCCUCAAUGAUCCCUCCUUAUCCUGGUAGCAAUGCUCGGGCUCGGGACAGAGUUCAGGCUCUUCAGGCAUACUAUCAACCACAACAACCGCCUAAUUCAACCACAAUGCGAACACCUAUCACUACUGGCUCCAGACGGUCCAGCAGUCACAGUGGAUCAGCUCAGUUAGCACCAAUAGCCACAUCGCCAGACCAGAGUGGUGGUUUUUUUCUUAUCCCAUCAAGUUCAUCAGGACGCAAUUUUCAAGAAGAAAACCAUCUACCAAAUCACUUCCAUGCUUGGGAAAGAGACCACUUGCCUUCGUUGUCAUUGAGCCAUGUUGAAAGAGAUGCAGGUUGGAGAGCGUACCACCAAUCCAGCAGCAGGUCAGACCCCGGUACCAGGUCUAGUAGCUUCCGUUUAAGGCACGGAUCAGAUAGAAUGCCUUCACAAAAUCGGUAA
Sphenostylis stenocarpa is the source of this 1302-nucleotide messenger RNA. Lineage: Eukaryota; Viridiplantae; Streptophyta; Magnoliopsida; Fabales; Fabaceae. The record is from the annotation of a GenBank genome assembly.